This is a messenger RNA of Scylla paramamosain (green mud crab), 10377 nucleotides long. Its product is annotated as U3 small nucleolar RNA-associated protein 14 homolog A-like. Bases 128 to 2809 code for a protein of 893 amino acids. Gene Ontology annotation, biological process: rRNA processing. The transcript has 12 exons. NCBI's taxonomy places the organism in Eukaryota, Metazoa, Arthropoda, Malacostraca, Decapoda, Portunidae. Gene Ontology annotation, cellular component: nucleolus; small-subunit processome. The record is from RefSeq and is a predicted model, not a curated record.
CGCAAGACUAGGCUCACUUGUCACCUCUCCAUUUCCUCCCCUUCCCUCCCCCUCCCUCACCUUUCACACACACAUGGUCGGGUGUAAACAUUGAGGCUGAGGAGCAACACACACUGAUACAAACACCAUGGUGAAGAUCAAAACUACAUCAGUGAGGGAAAAGGAGCAAGAGGAUGAGGAGCUGUUCAUGGUGUCAGGAUUGGAUAACAUAGAUGGCGGGGAGGAUGACAACAAUGAGGAGGAGGAGGGGGACGACCAGCAGGAGGCUUCACACGCACAGCUUCUCUCCAACAUGAUGAAGAUAACCAAGAAAGAGAGGAUGCAGCAGGAUGUUCGCACCUCCAUGGGCACCUCCACCAUGGACACCAGCCACCUGCUGACACGCCUGCUUCCCUCUACCUCCCUGCUGAAGGCUAAGAGCAGUCACACCCUCUCCCUCCCUCUGGAGAAGAGUGUGGCCAAACGGAUCAAGCGUGCAGCAGGCUAUGAGAAUGUGGCCAUGGAGGUGAACAAGUGGGCCAAGGUGGUGAAGGCACAGAGGGAGACUGAGCAGCUCCGCUUCCCUCUGAAGCAGAGUGGUGUAUCUCUCAAGACGGUGGAGAAGACAAACUUGGUGCAGAUGAGAACACCACUGGAGAAUGAGGUCUACUCACUGCUGCAGGGUGCAAAGCUGGUGGAGAACAAGAAGGAGAGUGAGGAGGAGAUGAUUGCACGCAAGGCUCUCUCACUGGAGGAGAUACGGGAGCAAAACAGAGAGUUGUGGCGGCAGAAAGAAUUGAAACGGCGGUACGAGCAGAAGGCAAGACUGAUGAACAAGAGCAAGAGCAGAAAACAUCACAGGCUGCUGCGGCGGGAGAAGCUGAGGAAGCAGAAAACCAAAUUGGAGGAGCUGCAGAAGACCGACCCAGAAGCAGCGCUGGAAUGUUUGCAGGAACUGGAACUUGCCCGGAUACAGGAGAGGAUGAGCCUACGCCACAAGACCUCCAAGUGGGCACACCUGCAGGGCUUCAGGGCAAACAGGGACAAAACUGUGAUGGCAGCAUUGAAAGAGAACCAGCGCCUGCAUCAGGAACUGACAACCAAGUCAGCUAAAGCAAAAGAGAGUGUGGAAGAUGAUUUGUCAGAUGAGGCAGAUCUUGCCAAGGGAGAAGGAGGGAGUGCAGUGCAAGGAACAGAUGAAUCCCUCAAUCCUUGGAUCAAACAACGUGGAUCAGUAGUCUCUAAGAGCUCCCCUGAGGAUGAAUCCUUCACUAAGUUCAAGAAGUUCUGGGAGGAAGUCAACAAGAGAAAGCAGGCAGACCAGGAGAUUCAUGAACAAUUAGAAAAGGAAAGAGAAGAGAAAAAUAUUGAAGAUGAAAAGAUAGAAGAUCAGGAGCAAGAGGAAGAGAAAAAAACAGAAAAGGAGGGUGUGGAGGAGGAGGAAGAAAAUAGUGGUAUGAAAGAGGAAGGGGAACAAACAGAAAAGGAAAAGGAAGUAAAUAAAAAAUAUCUACAGAAAUUACAAAAGCCAAAAGACAAAAUACAGAAAUUGAAACGCAAAAAAGCAGAAUCAGAAGACAGUGGAGAGCCAAAAGGCAAAAUACAGAAAUUGAAACGCAAAAAAGCAGAAUCAGAAGACAGUGGAGAGCCAAAAGGCAAAAUACAGAAAUUGAAAUGCAAAAAAGCAGAAGCAGAAGACAGUGGAGAGCAACCUGCUAAAAAGAUUCCUGGAAAGAAAGGGAACAAGAAAUGUAAAAAAAUAAUAAAGACUAAAGACCAAGAAGCAGUCAACAUAGAUGACUUAUUUGAUGAAGUAGAAAUUGGUAUUAAAAACAAAGUACAAAGAAAGCUGAAAAAGUUAGGAGUAAAGAGCAAAGAGCCAUGGACAAAAGUGAAGACCAAAAAGAAGAACAAAAAGGUCCCAAAGGCUGUUGCUCCCUCAGAAAUUGAGGAGUUUGACUUUACUGGUACACGCAACCAAGAAAACAUUGACGAAACAACAGAGAGAGCAAAGACUCUACAGGAUUUGGAAUCUCUAGAGGGAGAGAGUGUGAACAAGCUGCAGGAGGCUGUGAAAAUUUUAAAAGACUCACAAGCUCCAGAUACCUCUGUCCCUCACAACCAUAAGCUGCAAGUGGACCCCAAUAAGUUCCUGCAAGUGGAGUCAAAGCGCUUGGUGACAGCCAUGCCAGAUAAUGUGGGUGAGGCAGGGGAGGCUCUGGAUGAUGAGGAACAGGAGAGUGCAGAGAACAUCAUCAGGGAAGCUUUUGCUGAUGAUUACCUCAUGGAGGAAUUCAGUUCUGAGAAGGCAGAGGCCAUCAAGAAGGACCAGCCUAGUAGUAUGAGUCUAGCACUGCCAGGCUGGGGAGACUGGACGGGACCCAACAUGAAGAUGUCCAGUAAAAAAAUAAAGAAGUUCCGGCUCAGGGUGGCUCAUGCCCCACGCAAGGACUCUCGCAUUGGCCAUGUCCUCUACAAUGAGAAAGCUGAUGUCCACACCAACCUUCGCAAAGCCAUGGUGUCUGAGCUGCCGUAUCCCUUCAAGAGUGUGAAAGACUUUGAGGCAUCAGUCAGGGCACCGGUGGGCCGCCUUUUUGUGCCAGAAACGGCUCACAAAAAAAUGACAGCUCCUCCCAUUGUAACAAAGAUGGGGACAGUGAUCCAGCCCAUGACAGAGGAUGAACUGCUACGCUCUGAGGCACCUGGCAAGGGCUUGAAGAAGAACAGGCAGAGUGGACCCAGUAGAGACAGGAAAAGGAAGGCAGCAAGUGGUGCACACGAGAUGCAGAACUCAAAGAGGAAAAUUAGAGUAAAGAAAAGUUCAAGGUAAUUUACAUCUAAAGAAAAAUUAUUCCUUUAAUUAAUCCCCAGAUAAAAAUUUGUAUUCUCUUUCUGUUGUUUCAUGUGCCCACUGUUGUACCACAUGGUAUUCUCUUCCAAGAUUAUAUAAACUAAGUAAACUAAGUGUUUGUAUCUGUGUGUGUGUGUGUGUGUGUGUGUGUGUGUGUGUGUGUGUGUGUGUGUGUGUGUGUGUGUGUGUGUGUGUGUGUGAAAUUUCUGAUUCCUCACUUGAGUAUCCCCUAAGAGGGUAGCCAUGGCAGGAAAGAUGCCACUUCCCUUUAUUCAACCACUCUUCCUUGCUGAGUGCUCAACGUCUCCCAACACCACGCCUGUGGUGAGCUCUGCCUGAUCAUUAGUAAAGUUAAAACAAGUAAUAAGUGUGACUAAACAACAGAAUUCAAGCAUUUGGACUAAUUUAUUUAUUUAUUUUUUCUGAUCAUCAUCUAUAUAGGUGUUUUAUUAUCCUUAUUUUUGUUUGUUUCCUCUUGAAAUCAAUAAAAUGCCCCUCAUAUGCCAAAAGCCCUUCUCCAAAACUAAAAUCACAAAAGGGAUCUAAAGCAUUGCGGAAAAGUAAACUUACGGUGCAAAUAAUAUCCAAAGGAAAAGUAUCCUUGGCCUGGUAGUCUCUCACAUAACCUGCUGUCUUAUUUCUGUGCCAUACUUCCAGCGACAGAGUACCAGGUGAAGUAAGCUAACUGCUACGUAUGACAUGACAUCGGAGAGAGAGAGAGAGAGAGAUUAAUCUUUCGUAAUAUCGCCUUUUUAAUCCUAAAAGGAUGUUUUUUACUGACCUGUUUCUUCUACUUAGCAUUACAUGCUGCCCGGUAUUACCCAACUCGUCCUUCCCACAUUUAAGUUUAAUUCUAUUAAAAAAACAGCGGUCUGUGUUGCUAUGGCAACCUUGGUGACCUGCGGUACCCCCACUCUUCCACGUGGUGAAGUACCAGCAUUCAUUUCUCGACGGACGGCAGGCAGAGCGGAGGUAAGCGUCUGAAGAGCUCCAGCACAGUUUUAAGGUAAUUAGUCGCAAUGAGAAGGAAGAGAUGCAAGGAAUAUAACGCUUUUGCCACACUGAGCAAGGAAAAGUGUGGAGUAUGCAAGAGAGGAAAGUGAAGAAAAAAGCUGGUCAUGUGACCGCUGUAGCAGUGAUGUUAUGGACGGUCAGGAUGAUGUGUGCGCCAAGGCUGGUUCCACGACAUAUGCGAGGAAAAAAAAUAUGAUGAGCUUCAGGAAAACAAGGAGAAGCCUUUGUGGUACAAGAAGUGCAUCAUGCAGGCGGUGAAACACCUGGACACAUUCAAGAGGCUGAGAAGAAAAGGAAGAGUGGAAGUAGGAACAAGAAAAAUAUGAUGCCAAAAGUCUUGGAGUUGAGAGACUGGGAGUACUUGAGAGAAAAAAGAAAAAAAAAAAAAAAAAACAUGUUAAUCUCACUCCUCAGCACCCACGCAGAAGUGACUCAGCCCUGUCCUUGGUUAACCACCUCCAAUGUGGCUGCCCCUUCCAUAACUACCCAGGAUGUGGGUAUGUCAUCUAUUUUACCACUUCACUCAUCUGCCAAUGGACUUCUGUGAUGAUGAUGAGACUCAGUCUGCUAACCAACCAGCAGAACCAGAUACCUGUACCCCAGACUUUUGCGAGAUGGUGGAAUUUGUUGUCUCCUGUUUCCCUGAAGUGGAAGGGCAAUGUGUGGAGAGAGUUCGGGCAGACCCACCAAGUGCAUUGAGACAAGUCUCCAUGCUUCUAGGUUGACACAAGCAAGACCAGUGGAUUACUCCAUCGAAGUAGCCUCAAUUGCCUUACUGAGAGCUAUGGAACGUUAUAGACCUAUCCUUGCCAGUUACCCUUCUCAUUGAUACCUUCGCAUUUACGCAGUGAGUGGUCAUGAAGCAGGCAAGGCAGCCAAGCCCUCUCUCUUACCACUAAGGGAAGUGAACUCAAGGUUUUUGCCCAGCAGGCAGACAUGCCCAGGCUUGAAGGUGUCUUGGCAAGGAUGAGGGAGGCACCAAAUUUUUCUUUUUGGAUCCUGACUGCCUUUUAAUGUCUUUUACUGCCCAUGACACCAUCUCCUGCUACCAUGGCCAUGGCAUAUCAGCUCUUCAAGAGUCUCCAGAUAAUCGUGGUGGAUCAAGCAAAGGCCUUUGCCUUAACUAAUGUGAAGGCAGUACACAGAAACUCUUGCCUUUCGCAUCUCCUUUCAUCCUUUAAGACUGCCAUAAAGUCCUUUGACAGUUCUCUGUAAACUCUGGUCUUCUCUUUGAUGACAAAGUCAAAGAAGUCCUGGACAGGGCAGGCAAGACUAUUUCUUUGACCUUCCAGUAGGCAGUGGCCAAGGCUCUAACUAAACCAUGCCCUUCUCCAGGUUUACUUUUGUUGGAGUGCAAUCCUAAGCCCUCCACUUCAGGAUAACCCUCCUCCUGGCAACAACAAGCGGGCCCUCCUCCCCACAGGUCUGUAGGUGGACCAGGUGCCUCUUCCAAUUUUCAAAGAGGAAGGAAAAAAUUUUUUCAAAAGUAAAUCCCACCUCCACCCAACAAAGGUUGCAGGCUGCCUUAAUUGGAACUGAGGUGAAUAGAAGGCCAUAGGAGCAGAGGACUGCUAUCCUGGAUUACUGUUACCAGAUCCCUUUUGUCACACAUCCACCCCUGCAGGCCGAAGCAGUGGAUUUUGGGACUUAACUUGCCAAUUUCCAAGAAGGGAGAAGACUUGGACAUGGAAAUACAACAGCUCAUAGACAAAAGGGUGGUGGAGGACGCUCCCCUAACACCAAGAUUCUUCACUCGUGUCUUUGUGGUCACCAAGGCUACAGGUGGCUUUUGUCCAGUCAUAGAUCUCUCAGUCCUCAACAAGUAUGUCCUUGAGACCACAUUCAUGAUGGGGACAGUGAGGACAGUUUUUGCAGCAAUACACAAGAAUGACUGGACAGUCAGUAGAUAUGAAAGAUGCCUAUUUUCAAGCGCUGGUCCCUCGAGAAAGCUGCAAGUACCUUCGUUUUCUUUGGGGGGGAGUCAUUCUUUACAAUUUUGCGUCCUAUGUUUUGGCCUGUCCACUGCCCCACAAGUGUUUACAAGAAUGAUGGUGCUGAUUUCAGUGGCUUUACAUCGGAAGGGAGUGUUCCUUCUGUGCUACUUGGACGAUUGGCUCUUGUUAGCCGCCUCUGAGGAAGAAACACACCAAACCACCUAGAUGCUACUCCACCUGUGCAUCAGGUUAGGUGUGAUGAUGAACUGGGAGAAAUCAGACUUUUCUCCACUCCAAUCCAAGAUCUUUUUAGGGAUGGAGAUUAAUUUUCUUCUUUUGAAGGCUUUUCUGACCAGAGGAUGCAUUGAUGACCUGCUGCUGAAUGAGGCCUUUAUAUGCAACCAGUUCCCCCUUGCCUGGGAUUGGUUGGUUUUGCUAGGCUACAUAGUGUCCUUGAUACACCUAGUACCAGGCAGUUGAUGCAGGAUGAGGAGCUUGCAACUUCAUCUAUCCCAGGCUUGGGACAGACAGUCACGGUCACCUACUUCCAGUACCUUGGACCAUGGAAGUGUAUGCCAACCUCCUUUGGUGGUCAGACAAGGACAGCCUCUGGUCAGGCUAAUCUCUCCAGGCUGCAUCCCCAGACUUGUGUCUGUACAUGGACUCCUCCUCCACAGGGUGGGGAGCAUCAUCUCUCUAUGAGUCAGUGAGCAGUCUCUGGUCUCUUGCAGAAAAAGCACUAUACAUCAAUGUUCUGGAGCUCCAAGCAAUAAGAUUAGGCUUUCAGUAUUUUGUGGAAUUAGUUCAAGGCCGGACUGUAGCAGUGUUCUCUGACAGUGCGACUGCUCUGGUGUUUUUGGCCAAGAAAGAGGGAAUCUGGUCUUUUCUGCUCAACAUGGAAGCUCAGCAAACACUGAAAUGGUAAGAGAACAACUGUCCAGCUUCUCAUCCAGUUCAUCAGGGGUUCUUCCAAUGUCCUCGCAGACUGCCUCAACCGACAGAAGCAAGUGCUCUCCACAGAAUGGACACUGCACUAGGAGGUGUGCAAUGCGCUGUGGAAGGGGUGGGGUUGCCCAUUGGUGGAUCUGCUCGCCACCAGGCUCAACUUUUGAUUGUUGGCCUUUAUUCCAGGACCCCAUGGCAAUAGCAAUGGAUGCCUUUUUCUACUGUUGGGACUAUCAGGAGCUGUAUGUCUUACCUCCUUUCUCUGAAGUGAGAAAGGUCCUAAACUCUCCCAUGACUCUCAGGGAACUACACUCAUCCUGAUAACCCUGUUCUGACCCCAGAAGGAAUGGUUCCCAGACCUAAUACAAGCAACAAUGGACACUUCUGAAUGCUUUCCUCCUUGACCAGACCUCCUGCACUAACUACAUGUUCAUCAUUUCCAUCAUGCUCUCCACGAACUUCUGCCAGUCAUGUGGAGACUGUCAAGUGACUCCAUCAACAGGGGUAUUCAGGAAGAGUUGUGCAGUUACUGGUGGGAGCUAAAUGCCAUUACACUACCAUAAUGGAAAACCACUGCUAGGAAGACCCUCACAGGUGUUAUAUUGUAACCAGCAUUGGGCUGGAAUUCUUGGGCAUUCAUAUUAACUCUGUUUUGGCUCCUUCAGUGCUUGUUGAUCAUUAUGCAAAAUGUUCCAGGAAAAUAAGUGUUGAUGUAAUAAUUUCAGGUCUUCAUAACAUGUAACACAAAGCAGUGCAUCUGUUGCAAAAGGUUUUGUACAGCUUUGAUAAUACUCCAUUUUCUAUAACAUUUAAUUUUGUAUAGGACAGUUUUGUGCCUCCUCAAAUCACUAGCUUUGUAAUCAUAGUCUUUAUUUUGUUGAGAGGAUUUUAAUUUAAUUAAUUUAUUUGUUUAUUAUUUUUUUCCCAUAUGCCUUUGAGAUACAGUAGUGUUCUCUUAUCAGCAACAUGUUUUAUGUGGGACUGGUUCAGGUGUGUUAUGUUUAUCAAUACGGAUUAAAUAACAGAAUCAAUGGAAUACCAAUCAAUAAUACAUAAUGAGAAAAAUAUAUUUGUUUCACAUAUGACCUCUUUCUUCUACUUAACAGUACAUGCUCCCCAAUAUUGGCAAACUUGUCCUUCCCACAUAAACAACAGUGUGCCUUGUCAGCCAUCAGGAACUCCUGAUGGCUGACAAGGCACACUGUUGCCACAAGUACAAGAGGAAGUCAAGUGAACUUCUGACUGGAUGGGCUGGACACUUGUAUGGCUGUGCUUCCUGAACCACUGGCGACACCAAUUCCACUUAUACUGAUAGUUCAUAGUAAAUGUGGGAAGGACAAGUUUGCUAAUAUUGGUGAGCAUGUAUAAGGUCAUGCUGAAUAGUGUCUUCUCUUAUAAAGGAUUCAAUCUAUCAGAAGAUCCUGUUCUUCAUGACAUUGUUAAGGCCCAUGUGAGACAAGUCCCCAGAUUAGUAAACAAAACCCCUUCUUGGAAUGUAGAUGUGGUCUUGAUGGCUCUAACAUUACCUCCCUUUGAACUCCUAAGUUGUUCCUCUCUCAGGGACUUAACAAAGAAAACCGUUUCUGGUGGCACUGGUGAUGGCUAGGAGGGUUGGUAAACUACAAGCCCUCUUCUAUAAGGUAGCAUGUUAGGGCAAUGAUCUGGUCCUGGCAUAUGUGCCUGAAUUUGUUGCCAAAAUGGAGACAACUCAAACCCUAUUGCAAAGGAGCUCAGGCUUUGAAACUCAUCCUACUUGGUCAGCUCUGAAGAUGAGGAAAGUCUAUUGUGCCCUGUUCGAGCACUUGAAUUGUACUGCUACAGGAUGUCCUCCACUGUUCAUCCCAAGCAACUCUUUGUUGGUUAGGGACCAGUCACCCCCUCUCUCUAAGGCUGCUAUGUCUCUCUUCCUCAAGGGGAAUAUAAAAAGAGCUCAUGAGUCUCUAUCUGUGGACCUCUGUCCCCUCCUCAGGUUGAGGGAGCAGAACAUUCAUGGUAUUGCCACCUCCAUUCUCUUGUGGAAGGAUGCAGCUUGCUGGAAGGCACUCUUAAUCUUUGCUGAUCACUAUGUGAAGGAAUUCCAAAGGAUGGAGGGGGGACUUCUUUGCUCUAGGGCCAAUUAAAGUGGCUGGUGAUAUUGUGUCUUAAGGUUCCAUUGUGGUUGCCCCGCCCUCAGGGCUCACUGACACUUUCCCCUAUCCUCAGUGCACUGUAGACAUUCAGUGUGAGGUCCAAGUGGCAUUAUCACUCUCCACUGCCUCACCACCUUCAGGAUGCCCCUACACAAGUUAGUGGGUCACUAACUCUUCAUGAUGUGGACUCUCAUCCUUGUAUUUUCUUUCCAAGGCACGAUCCCUUCUCCUUAAAUGUGAGAAUCUGAUAAGUAGAAGAAACCGGUUCUGUGUGAAGCAAAUCAUCUUUUUAAUCCUAAAAGGAAUUUUUCACAUACCCGUUUCUUCUAUGAAAAUCUUCCCAGCAUCUCCUGCACCACCAACAACACCAAUUCCACAUAUUGAUAGUUCAUAGUAAAUGUGGGAAGGACAAGCUGGGUAAUAUUGGGGAGCAUGUACUGCUAAGUAGAAGAAAGAGGUCAUAUGUGAAACAAAUAUAUUUUUUUCAUGUAUUAUUGAUUGGUAUUCUGUUAUUUAAUGUUUUUUUCUCAAUACUAGGUUUGUUCUUUUAAUUUCUGUAUUCAUGGUGAUUUUCUUAUUUUCUAUACAUUUUAAUAAUUCCAUUCCAAGAGAUUAAGUUCUUAAUUUUAGUUGUAAUAAUAAUAGUUCUUAUUUUAUUUCCAUUCAUGCUAUAUCUGUUUCCUCUUAUUUUAUAUACUAUUCUUGUCUUGAUCAUUAGCCAUCAUCAUUACCAUCAUGAAAUACUUUUUUUCUUCCUUAAGACUAUUAAUUUAUUCUCUCCUUUUACUUUUUUUCUUCCUUACUUCUUUUAAGACUUCAUAUCCUCCCCCUUCUCUUCUGUUCUCUUCCUUCUCAUUGAGGCAAGUAAUGACACAGAAACACACCAAUACUGUCACUGACUGAUGCUCUCACUCACUCAACUUUGCAUAUUCCCUCCCAUCUUGUAUUGAAACAUGCAGCAGACUAAUGCUGGAUUUCCACUAAAACUUACAUAAUUGCAUGGUUCCUUAUCCUUCAGUGAUGCUGUGAGAGCAAGGGAAGUAUGAGUUUUAUCUGAAGGUGUGACAAAAAACAGGGUAUGAACAAUUGACAUGUAUUUACAGCUACACCUUACACCAACACAACAACCAGGAAGAGUAUAAAUUGGGACAGUAACAAGGCAAUCAUGUUACUGCCACCACCAUUAUGGCGCUCUUCUUAAUCCACCCUAUUUUUUGACAAGGACAGGAGUGCUUCAUGUAUGUAUUAAAAUAAAAACCAUUUUAAACACUGGUGAAAAAUGAAAAGUCAGUUUACUACCUGAAGGUUCCAAACUUUAAAUGAGAAGUCUAUUAACAUGCCAUGUCUGGAUAACACUGACUUACCCUGUUUUGUAGGAGUGCACUAAGUCAAUGAAAGGUAAUAUGUACACACCUGAACCAGUCCCACAUAGAACAUGUUGCUGAUAAGAGAACACUACUGUAUCUCAAAAGCAUAUGGGAAGAAAAAAAAAAAAAAAAAAAAAAAAAAAAAAAAUCAAAAUAAA